Molecule: messenger RNA, 1704 nt
Organism: Leptosia nina
Lineage: Eukaryota; Metazoa; Arthropoda; Insecta; Lepidoptera; Pieridae
Source: the annotation of a GenBank genome assembly
AUGGCAACAAAACAUAAGAAUAUAUUUACGCGAACCAAGCCCUUAAUGAAUAUCUAUAGUGGAGUGGACAACCAAGGAAAAGAGGUUGAGGUGCGCGAGGAUGCAGAACAACUGGUCAAGUGGCAUGAAAUCUCAGACGCUCUUGUAGCAGCUGGCUACUACAGGGCGCAGCUUCAAGGAUUGUCAGCUUUUGAUAAAAUUGUUGGUGGCCUCACCUGGUGUAUUGAAUUAUGUGACAUUGAUAUUGAUAUAAAUUUGCUUUUUGAAGAAAACCUGACUAUUGGUAAAAAAAUAGCCCUCACUGAGAAAAUAGUAAAAGUCUUACCUACAAUGAAGUGCCCUUAUAUUAUUGAACCUCAUCAGAUUCAAGGACUGGAUUUUAUUAAUAUUUUUCCCCUUGUGCAAUGGCUUAUAAAAUAUUCAAGUGAAUUUCGCGAAGCAAAAGAAGAUGAACUGAGAAGGUUUGCAGUCAUGCAAUAUGAGAAGGAUCACAUUUUUGAGUCAGAUAGAGCACAUUAUAUGCAACAAGAAAAAUUAUUGAAGAACCUAGCUAUGGUUCAGAAUCUCUAUAAACCAUGUAGAGUUCGCAAGAGAAAGGAAGGUGUACAAACAAAUGAGUUAGAGCAGCCGGACGAAGGACUUGAAGUAUUGUAUGAUUAUGAAAAAACAUUAGCUGAUCCAUCAGAAAUAACAACUGAAACAGAUAAGUUCACAGAACAAGACAAUUUAGAAAAAGAUGUUGCGGAUACGAAAAUACAUUAUGCAGUACUACAUUCCGAAUUAACCGGAGAUGUACCGCGUGAAUUAGAAGAGAGUGAGAAGUUGAUAUACUCUGCAGACAUUGAUCAGCUGACAAAAGUAAUUGAUUCAAUGGAAAAUGAAAUAGAUACAGUGAGAAAGGAACACGAAGAGAAAAUGGACAAAGCAAAGAGACAAUAUUCAAAUGCGCUUAGUAAAUUGCAGAGAAUUACUAGGAAAUUAGUGAAAACUGAAGAUUUCUCAGAUAAGAAGGUGAAGGAAUUCUACAAAUCAUUGAAAGAGCUUGCCAAAGAAAGGAAUGAUUUGUUAAAAAUUAUUCAACACAGAGAGACGGAACACAAGAAACUCCAAGAAGAAUUAAGAGGUGAGCAAGAGCCAACUGCCGUGAUACACGAAGAGCCGUUAACGCCUGAGGAGUUAAAAGAAUUCCAAGAAAGAGAGAAAAAGCUGAAAGAUUUUAUAAGUAAGACGAGGGCAGAGCUAGGUCAUUUAAAUCGUCAAGUGCUGAAGUACACUGUGGCGAUAGACGAAAUACCCGGUACAGCUGAGCUUCUGCAGUAUGAAAAACGAUUCGUGGAACUGUAUAACCAAGUUUCAUCAAAGCAUAAAGAAACAAAACAGUAUUAUAUAUUCUACAACACGCUGUACGAGGUCAAACUAUAUACUUCAAAGGAAUUGAGUUUGCUAAAUUCCAUAUUGGAUAAUUAUGAUGAGGUCAUGUCUUCGCCGAGAAAGCGCGAAGAAUUUAUGUCGCAGUUCGAAUCAAUAGUGGACUGGGUGAACCAAACCGUCCGAAAGGUGGAACAGAAGUAUAAAACCGAGAAGGAGCAAAAGGCGGCCCUACACACGGAGUACUCGAGGUUGAUGGACGUGCAGCGUCAGUAUGCGGCCGCCUUAAAGAAAUUGGCGUCCGAACGUCACAGGAUCGGCUCAGAGGAACAUUGA